This is a messenger RNA of Dinoponera quadriceps, 3728 nucleotides long. RefSeq names its product nitric oxide synthase, salivary gland (gene Nos). The coding region runs from base 1 to 3429 and encodes 1142 amino acids. The transcript is spliced from 25 exons. NCBI's taxonomy places the organism in Eukaryota, Metazoa, Arthropoda, Insecta, Hymenoptera, Formicidae. The record is from RefSeq and is a predicted model, not a curated record. Gene Ontology annotation, molecular function: nitric-oxide synthase activity; flavin adenine dinucleotide binding; heme binding. Gene Ontology annotation, biological process: nitric oxide biosynthetic process.
AUGAAGGAUCACGACGGAACGGCCCACCAGAGGAAGCCCACGAAACUUAGGAAUCUCACGGACAAGACGGAGGCGUUCGACUCCCUGCACGUGAAAAAUGCCGAGAGAACUCUUUGCUCGGGUCAAGUCUGUCUCGGUAGUGUGAUGCAGCUGCCGACUCACGGAACCGAGCCGCGCACGAAAGAGGAAACGUUAAUUCAUGCGAAAGACUUCCUAGAGCAGUAUUUCACUUCCAUCAGAAGGUUGAACAGCGAUGCCCAUCGUGCCCGUUGGGAGAGCGUUCAGAGAGAAGUGGUCGCCACUGGUACUUAUCAAUUAACGGAAACGGAAUUGGUUUUCGGCGCAAAAUUAGCGUGGCGGAACGCCGCGAGAUGCAUCGGUCGCAUACAAUGGUCGAAAUUGCAGGUUUUCGAUUGUCGUUACGUCACGACCACGAGCGGUAUGUUCGAGGCUUUGUGCAACCACAUAAAGUACAGCACGAACAAAGGGAACAUCAGAUCAGCGAUAACAAUAUUCCCGCAACGUACCGAUGGGAAGCAUGACUAUAGAGUGUGGAAUCAGCAAUUAAUUAAUUAUGCGGGAUACAAAAAUCCAGAUGGCACCAUUCAUGGCGAUCCUGCCAAUGUGGAAUUUACAGAGGUCUGCAUGAAGUUAGGAUGGAAAGGUACGGGGACUAGAUUCGACAUACUGCCGUUGGUUUUAUCCGCCAACGGACACGAUCCGGAUUACUUCGAUAUCCCCAGCGAUCUGGUGCUCGAAGUGCCCCUCAUUCAUCCUACAUAUGAUUGGUUUGAGAAACUGGGCCUGAAGUGGUUUGCCGUUCCGGCUGUGUCCGGGAUGGUUUUCGAUUGCGGCGGUCUGGUCUUCACCGCGGCACCUUUCAACGGCUGGUACAUGAGCACCGAAAUUGGCUCCCGAGAUUUAUGCGACACGCAAAGAUACAAUAUGCUUCAGACAAUAGCGACGAACAUGGGUCUGGACACAAGGACAUCCAUAUCGUUGUGGAAAGAUAAGGCAAUGAUUGAAGCUAACGUCGCAGUACUGCAUAGUUUUCAGAUGAAGAAUGUGACAAUCGUGGAUCAUCACACAGCUUCGGAAUCCUUUAUGAAGCAUUACGAAAACGAGAUGCGUCUUCGAAAUGGUUGUCCCGCGGACUGGCUGUGGAUCGUGCCGCCGAUAUCCGGAUCUGCAACACCGGUGUUUCAUCAGGAAAUGGCGCUUUAUCAUUUGAAGCCCUCCUACGACGCCCAGGAUCCGGCGUGGAAAACUCACGUGUGGAAGAAGGGACGCGAUAAGAAAGCAACGACGAAAAAACCAAGACGGAAGUUCCAUUUUAAGCAGAUUGCGAGGGCCGUGAAGUUUACAUCUAAGCUGUUCGGACGAGCUUUGUCGCGCCGGAUAAAGGCAACGGUGUUGUUCGCCACGGAAACUGGCACGUCUCAAAUGUACGCGGAGAAGCUGGGCGAAUUAUUGGGCCACGCUUUUCAUUCUCAGGUGCUUUCAAUGGCGGAAUACGACAUCAGUAACAUAGAACACGAGGCUCUACUGUUGGUGAUAACUUCUACCUUCGGAAACGGAGAUCCACCAGAAAACGGAGAAGUUUUCGCACAGAACCUCUACGCGAUGAAAAUGAACGACGCCUAUAUAAACAGCGAAAAUAAAAUAAGUCUGGCGACCUCGAAAUCAUUUAUCAAGGCCAACAGCCAAACGGAAGUGAGCGGAUCGAAAAAGUUGGAUAGGCUGGACUCCCUGCGUGGCUCCACGACGGAGUCACAAGCCGAAGAUACAUUCGGGCCUCUCAGCAAUGUUCGGUUUGCGGUAUUUGCGUUGGGCUCGUCCGCGUACCCGAACUUUUGCGCGUUCGGCCGUUACGUCGACAACCUGCUGGGCGAAUUGGGCGGAGAACGAUUGGCGCGCUUGGCCCAGGGUGACGAGAUGUGCGGACAGGAACAGACUUUUCGGAAGUGGGCAGCUGAUAUUUUCGCGGUUGCGUGCGAAACGUUCUGUCUGGACGACGACGACACGCUACUGGAAGUAGCCUUGUCUCUGGGUUCCGAGGCGUUAUCCGCGGCAACUGUUCGUUUUGUGGAAGCUGAGCCUCAACCGAUUGUCAAAGCGUUAAGCAAAUGCCACCACAGGAACGUAACAAUGUGCAAUAUGCUUCGGAAGAGCAACAUAAGCGGCGAUGAAUCGAGCGGGACAACACUGCUUCUGGAACUGGACGACAUAAUGGGCUUGGAUAUCUCUUACAAACCCGGCGAUCAUCUGGGGGUGUUUGCGUGCAAUCGAACGGAACUCGUGGAGAGAAUACUACAACGUGUACAGUCCACUUUCGACGCCGACACGCCGAUUGAAUUGCAAAUGCAAAAGCAAGCACACACACCCAACGGUAUCGUGAAAACGUGGAUACCUCAUGACAGAUAUCUACCGAACUCCUUCAGAAUGCUGCUCACUCGAUUUUUGGACAUUACGACGCCACCCACGCCGAAUCUGUUGAGAUAUUUCGCUUCGGUAGCCACAAACGCGAAAGAACGGGCGCAGCUUGAACUUCUGGCCUCUGAUCCGGCAGCUUAUGAGGAUUGGAGACACUGGAAGUUCCCCAAUUUGGCCGAAGUGUUGGACGAGUUUCCAUCCGUGACUCCGUUCGCUCCGUUGCUUCUGCUUCACCUGACACCCUUGCAACCGAGAUUCUACAGCAUCUCGUCAUCUCCGUGCGUGCACCGAGGACAGAUACACCUGACAGUCGCAGUGGUGCAAUACCAAACGCAAGGCGGCUUUGGACCGGUUCAUUUCGGUGUUUGCUCUAAUUAUCUGCAGAAAAUAUCCGACGGCGAACUGCUGUAUGUAUUUGUGCGAAGCGCGCCAAACUUCUACAUGCCGACGGAGACUGAAGCGCCGAUGAUAUUGGUGGGACCGGGUACUGGAAUUGCUCCUUUCCGUGGCUUCUGGCAUCACCGGCUCGCCCAGAUGAAACUUCAGCAGGACCAAACAUUCGGCAAAGUUUGGCUGUUCUUUGGCUGCCGCCAAAGAAGUUUGGACCUAUAUAGACAAGAGAAGAAAGAAAUGUUGGAGACUGGCGUUUUGAACAAGGUGUUUUUAGCGCUAUCCCGAGAACCUGGUCUCAAGAAGACCUAUGUGCAAGAUUUCAUCCAAGCGGAGACCCUUCAGAUUUACACAAUGUUGGUGCACGAGCGCGGCCACUUCUACGUUUGCGGGGAUUGCACAAUGGCGGAGGACGUUUAUCAGACCUUGAAGCACAUUAUACAAACGCACGGCCAAAUGACGGACAAAGAGGUCGAAGCGUACAUGUUAUCACUCCGGGAUGAGAAUCGUUACCACGAAGAUAUAUUUGGCAUAACGUUACGCACAGCUGAGGUGCACAAUCGGUCGCGGGAGACCGCCAGAAUUCGGAUGGCCGCCGAACCAUAAAAAUACCAGACUGACACAGAGAGCGUAGGGUCCGAGUGAUGAUUACUCGCACUUCAUGAAGGGUUGCUGUUCGUAUUAAUAAUUGUGACAUCGUGUGCGGGAAAACUCCAUUUAUUUACAAGCAGAGCGUGACCGAUCCUUCAGUUUUGUUUCGUCCGCCAUUCUCGUAGAUCCGUACAUCAUCGAUCGUAAUGAAAUAUCACAUCGGGAUUAUCACGUUCGCUGUACCGUAGUAACACGCAACGCAUACAAGGAUAUAGAAGCCAUUAAUUCUACCUGGUUCUUCUUAAACACGGAGA